Molecule: messenger RNA, 847 nt
Organism: Fusarium oxysporum Fo47
Lineage: Eukaryota; Fungi; Ascomycota; Sordariomycetes; Hypocreales; Nectriaceae
Exons: 2
Coding region: 80-640 (186 amino acids)
Source: RefSeq, a predicted model, not a curated record
CGUGGUUGUUUUCUUUCUCCUCAAACAACAUCUACACGAAUACCCACAUCUUGAUAUUCCUAUCAACCACAACGCAACAAUGGCUGCUCCCGCCGAAAAGACCACCUCUGACCUCAGUGGUAAAUGGGUUCUCAACAAGACUCUUUCCGAUAGCUCUGAGCCUAUCCUCAGCUUACAGGGCAUCGGAUACCUCACUCGUAAGGCAAUUGGCUUGGCUACCAUCACCGUCGACAUCAACCAGUACAACGCCCCUCCCAAGCCCCCCAACACAUCCACCGACGUUUUCACCCACAUCGACAUCACCCAGUCUGCCUCUGGCCUGACGAGCACUCACGAGAACCGCUGCCUCGAUUUCAACAACCGCGAGCACACGGACUGGCUCUUCGGCACCGUCAGGGGUCGAUCCAGGUUCGUCACUCUUGAUGAGAUUGAGGAGGACUUCCUCAAGACUGGCUGGCUUGUCGAGGGCGAUGGCAAGUUCAUCCAGAGCAUCGCUGAAAGCGUCGACAACGGCUGGGUCGCUAAUCAGAUCUGGGGCUUCGAGGAGAUCAACGGCGAAAGGAGAUAUGUGAGGCACAUCUUGGUGACCAAGGGUGACAAGAAGGUCACCGCCAAGCUCAUCUACGACUACCAGGCUUAGAGAUGGGAUUGCCCCAGAACAUUACUUGACCUAGUAUAGACGACUGACGGUAACAAUGCUUGAUUAUCGCCCAGUGACUCAUGCAACAGUUGCUCAUGAGACAAAUAUAAUUUGACAGACCGAAAUGAAGUCAUCCUAAACUGAAUUUCUAUGCACCAAUUGCACCACACAACAUUUGUGUUCACCAAUGUGUAUUAUUCCACAUAU